AUGACCGCACCGUCUGAUGUCAAUCGACCGUCUCCACCCGGAACGACAAAGUAUAAGCAUGAGGAACAUGGCGACAGCGACAGUCUUGCAGAGCAGGAUGUGAAUGUGGAUAUCCUGGGAGAAGACGAAGCGCUGAGGCAGACCCAAUGGAAAGACCUCUUCAAUUUUCUGACCAGGAAACACGUUCCGCUACUCGCCCUCGCACUGUCCCUGUCCGUCGUCUGCGGUCUAGCGGUGCCCGCAAACGCGUUUCUCCUCGGAAGAGUUUUCGACGCAUUCGCCAAGCAUGGAGCUGGGGCAAUAACAGGAGAAAAGCUGAAGAGCGAAGUCACAAAAAACUGCACCUAUCUGCUGGGCCUAGCUGCGGGUAAUUGGCUCCUCAACAGCUUCUUCUUCACUAUAUGGAUACUCUUUGGGGAGACGCAGGCCAGAAGUGCCCGCGAACGAGUGUUUGCGGCGCUUCUCAAGAGAAACAUGACCUGGUUCGACCAAAGGAAGAACGGGGUGGCGGCGAUGGUUCCGCGGCUACAAACGCAAAUCCGUGAGCUGCAACUCUCCUUGUCGCAGCCGCUGGGCGGCAUCUGCGAGAACUUGGCCACAACACUCCUGUGCCUCGGAAUGGCGCUCUACUACUCCUGGCGCAUCACUCUGGUCAUCCUUUGCGUCGUUCCCGUCGCCGUUGUUGCCGUCGCAUUUCUCUCCACUCGUCUCCAACCGAACAUCGACAAGCAGGUCGACAAGCUGCAGGAAGCGCUCAAAUACGCCAUCGGCGCCAUUAGAUCCAUCGAGACUGUCAAAGUAUUCAACGGGCAGGACUAUGAGGUUUGGAAGUAUACCAACGUCGCGCGUGAGGCGGCUUCCUACUAUGUGCGCCAGGCCAACCUCAACGCGCUGCAGAUGAGCCUCAUGUCUUUCGUCAGCUUUUCCAUGUUCAUCCAGGGCUUCUGGUACGGCAGCACGCUGCUUGACAAGGGCCAAACACCGGGGCAGGUGUUGACUACGUUCUGGGCGGCGCUCAUGGCUUGUCAGGCUUUCAUGUCCAUCUUGCCGCAGUUCCUCGUCAUGGAAAAGGGGAGGGCGGCCGGCGCGAAGCUGAGAGCGGUCAUGGUUCACGGAUCGAAGGGUCAGGAAGAAUCAAGGCCGGGAGAGGGGCUGAAGCCUGACCAUUGUGCCGGAGAUUUCGAGUUGAAGAACAUCUGUUUCUCUUACCCCGUCCGCCCGGAUGAGCUUGCUCUCGACAACGUGUCCCUCUUCUUCGCCGCGGGCGAAACCACCUUCGUCAUCGGCAAGUCUGGCUCCGGAAAGUCGACCAUCGGGCAGGUCCUCUGCCGCUUCUACCCCUCCAAAUCCGGCAGCAUCACGCUCGACGGGCACGCGCUCGAGGCGCUCGACAUCGACUGGCUGCGGCGUAACAUCACGCUGGUGGAGCAGAACAGCGUGCUCUUCGACGACACCAUCUUCCGCAACAUCAGCUACGGGCGGCCGGACUUCGACCGCGUGACGCUGGACGAGGUGAAGGCGGCGGCCGAGUUCGCGCUGCUGAAGGAGACGGUCAACGGCAUGCCGGACGGGUGGGACACGCUGGUGGGGGCCAACGGGGCGGCGUUGAGCGGCGGGCAGCGGCAGCGGAUGGCGCUGGCGCGAGCUCGGCUGAGGGACACGCCGGUGCUGAUCUUGGACGAGUCGACCAGCGCUCUCGACUACGUCAAUCGCACGCUCAUCCUGGAGGCGAUCAGGGUCUGGCGGAGGGGCCGAACGACCAUCAUAAUCACGCAUGAUAUCUCGCAGAUUCAACAGGAGGACUACGUCUACAUUCUGGACAAGGGCAAGGUUGUGCAGGAUGGGUACAGGAAGUCUCUGGAAAGAGUCAAGAGCUCGCCGUUUCAAAGGUUCCUGUCCAUCAAGGAAGAAGAAGAGGAAGAAGAAGUUGAUGAGAACGGAGAGGAGAAGACGGGGAUGGGUGCCAAUUCGAGUGGCUUCGCCGCCGGAACAAGUAGCACUGCUGCCCAAGCAGGCCCCAGACCCUACAGCUUACUACGGCGAACCAGCUCGAUUUACUCGGACGAAUCUUCGGCCGACGAAGACCCGCUGCAAAGCUAUCUCGAUGCCGACGUCUAUGGGGCGCCUCGCUUCGUGCCCAGCAUGUUCAUGGAGCAACGUGUCGAGCCCGGCAACCGCAACUCGACACUCCUCCCGGCAGCCGUGGGCGGUAACUUCUGGCGCGUCCUUCCACCAACUGCGGCCUUCUCGCCUCAGAUACGCAGCGAUGAAAGCUCGCCUACAGAGCAAUCCAACAACUUUGAGCUUCUCGACAGCAAGAGGAGAUGCAGCUUUUACGAUUUUGACUACACCUUCGCAGACACGCGCCCCAUGUCCAUGACCAAGCGAGACUACGAGAUAGGCCUCGGCGUCACCGAUGCCGAUGACACGGAGCGUAAGAGCAGAAGGGUCUCCGGUUCGGAGGCCAUCCUCCUUCAGGAGAAACGUCGGCGCAGAGAGACACUGACCGCUGCGAUUGCCGGCACGCCAGGUCUCUCCUCGGCACCAGUGGGCCGGGAGAAGGCAGCAGUAGCGCCCAGGUCACUCCUCCACCGGCUGGUGUCUCGACUGCCCCUUAUCGGCGGCGGCGAACAAAAACGAAAGGAACACGACGGCAGCUUACUCACGUUCAAGCAGAUUUUCUCAGACGUUUGGCCACGCAUCACCUGGGCGCAGCGGCUCGUGCUCGUCGUCGGCGUGGCCAUGUGCGUGGUGCACGCCAUCUCGACGCCCGUCUUCGCGUACAUCUUCAACAAGCUGCUCACGACCUUCUACCUGCGCGGGCCGGACCGGUCCCGGCGGGCGCUCGUGUACUCGCUCGCGAUCCUGGGCAUUGCCGUGGUGGACGCGACGGCCAACUACCUCUCGCACCUCUCGCUCGAGUACGCGGGGCAGAUGUGGGUGCACUCGGCGCGGGCGAGGGCGUUCCAGUCGGUGCUGGCGCAGCCGCGGUCCUUCUUCGACGAGCCAGGGAACGGGGUCGAGAGCCUGGUCGAGGCGCUCGACUACUGCGCCGAGGAGAUGCGCAACCUGGUGGGGCGGUUCGCGGGGGCGGUGCUGAUGGCGGUGCUGAUGAUGGGCACGGCCGUGGUGUGGUCGCUGGCGUCGGCGUGGAAGCUGUCGCUGGUCGGGCUGGGCGUGGCGCCGCUGUUCUACGCCAUCACCGUCGCCUUCAACCGCGUCAGCGGCCGCCAGGAGCACCUGCUCAACCAGGCCGACGCCGCCGCCACCGACGUGCUCAGCGAGGCCCUCGUGAACGUCAAGACGGUGCGCGCCCUCACGCUCGAGCCCGUCCUGCGCACCCAGUACCGCCACGCCACCAAGGCCGUCUUCGCCCGCGGCGCCAAGCGUGCCGCCUGCUGCGGCCUCUUCUUCGGCCUGACCGACAGCGUCGUCUUCUUCGCGACGGCGCUGCUCUUCUACUACGGCGCGGUGCUGGUGGCCGACGGCGAGUUCGACACGACGGCCGUGCUGCAGACCUUCACCGAGCUGACCAUGAGCAUGACCAACGUCAACGCCAUCGUCGGCAUGAUCCCGCAGAUGGGCUCGGCCCGCGACACGGCGACGCGCCUGCUGCGCCUGGCCAACCUGUCCCCUUCGUCGUCGCACGAGAGCCGCGGCACCACGCGCGUCCCCGCCGUCGGCGACAUCGCGCUGCAUCACCUCGACUUUGCGUACCCCUCGCGCCCGCAGCACCGCGUCCUGCGCGACGUCAGCUGCGUCGUCCGCGCGGGCACCUGCGUCGCCGUCGUGGGGCCGUCGGGGUCGGGCAAGUCGACGCUCGCGGCCCUGCUGCUGAAGCUGUACCCGCCGCAUCCACCACUCAAUCAAGACGACGACAAAGAGGAGGAGGAAGGAAGAAAGGAGGCGUCCCUCACGCUGUCCGGCCGCGACAUCCGCCGUCUCCACACGCCGACGCUGCGGUCGCUCGUCGCCGUCGUCGGGCAGCAGCCGACGCUGUUCCCGGCGUCGGUGAGGGAGAACAUUCUCUACGGCCUUGGUAGUCACCACCAACAGCAACAGCAACAGCAACCGUCCCAAUCCCACUCAUCCUCCUCCCACUACUCCCCCGGCGACGACACCAACGACGACAACCACCCCUCCCCCUCGUCCCCCUCCUCCGCAGACCCCAACGACGACACCACCGAAACCACAACCGAAACCAUCCUCCACACCGCCGCCCGCCAGGCCGGCAUCCACGACUUCGUCGCCUCCCUGCCCCAGGGCUACGACACGCGCGUCGGCGACGGCGGGCUCGGGCUCAGCGGCGGGCAGGCGCAGCGGGUGGCGCUGGCGCGCGCGCUCGCGCGGCGGCCCGACGUGCUGGUGCUGGACGAGGCGACGUCGGCGCUGGACGUGGAGAGCGCGCGGGUGGUGCGGGAGACGGUGGGGGGGUUGGUCGCUGGUGGUCGUGCUGGUGCUGGUGCUGGGACGACAGGGAUGGGGAAGAAGCGGAUGACGGUCGUGGUCAUCACGCAUGCGAGGGAGAUGAUGGAGAUUGCGGACCGCGUCGUCAUGCUCGAUGGGGGGAGGGUGGUUGAGGAGGGCACGUUUGCCGAGUUGAGCGGGAGGAGGGGCGGGGCGUUUGCGCGGAUGCUGAGGGGGGGUGGGUUGGAGGGGGAGGGGGAGGGUGAAGAGGAAAGGGGAGUGGGCCCGUCGCCGGAGGAGGUGGAGAGGUUGGAGCGGAAGAGGUGGGAGAGAAGGGAGGGUAGGAGACGUUCUGGUGCGGCGGCGAGGAGUAGUCAUCGGAGGCGUAGCAGUGGGUUUUGGUGA
Messenger RNA from Diplodia corticola, 4812 nucleotides. Its product is annotated as abc transporter. The transcript has 3 exons. Gene Ontology annotation, cellular component: membrane. Gene Ontology annotation, molecular function: ATP hydrolysis activity; ATP binding; ABC-type oligopeptide transporter activity. NCBI's taxonomy places the organism in Eukaryota, Fungi, Ascomycota, Dothideomycetes, Botryosphaeriales, Botryosphaeriaceae. Gene Ontology annotation, biological process: transmembrane transport. The coding region runs from base 1 to 4812 and encodes 1603 amino acids. The record is from RefSeq and is a predicted model, not a curated record.